AUGGACGAAGACAGUACCUCGCGUUGCCCUUGGGAGAGGGUUGGACCUGAGACCACUCCACCUGAAAGCUUACCCCGUGGUGGGUGUUCUGCUCACCUGUCUCCCACCCGUCAAGAUCAGGACGUCCCUCGCUCGGCUCAGGAUGCGGCCGAGCCCCAGCGGCUGCAGGGUGUCGCAUGCGAGUCUGGAACAGUGCCUUUUCCCUUCUCGCCUUCCUUCGGCUCGCCGCAUUCGCUACCGGCGAGUUCGCAGCCUGAUGCUUGCUCGCCGGACCACGCAGGUUCGACGCGGAUUCCUCAGUUCCACGUGCGGCGGGUUCCCUGUGAGGACGAUCAGGGGGACAGUCGCGAGGGACGGGAAAGCGAAGAACAAGAGCACACCGAAGAGGCGGGGUCGGAGAGAAGGAAAGUUCGAAGGAAAGACGGGGAGGACCGGGAGAACGCCUCGGAACGUGUACGGGAGAAUGGAGCACAGCUCGAACUAAAGACGACGGCGCCGCAUAGUAUGCGGGAAGACGCCACGACAACAGCUCCUCAUGAAGAAGCAAGACAAGAUCUUGGAACGGAUGGCGCGCUGUCGGUUCCCGCGGACGAGCCAGGUGCUGCCUCGGUGCGGUCGGAGACAGAAACAGCACUCGGCGAGGACCUAUCAACGCAUUUCUCGAGGCUCUCGCUGAACCAUGGGGAAGUGCCCGCGUGCGGUGUCGCGGCAAAUGUGGCGGGGACAUCGAGGGCGCACGUCAACCCCCACAGUCCGACGUCUGGGCUUCCAACCUGUUCCUUGCGUCUCGCUUCUGGCCUCAGCGCGUCCGGUCGCCUCGAACAAUCUCGCGCUGCAUUUUCUCGUCUGCACGACCUUGCGGAGCCCGCUUCCACUUCAACCGGGCACGAGGAUCCACAGAACCCGGCGUGCCUCGGCGAUACCCUGCCGGCUCGGUCCGUGUCUUCAGCGGACGGUUCUCUCGACGAGGCCUUCGCUUCGUCGGAGGAAGGUGGCCACCAUGCAGCUCCUGCGCCCCGUCAAGAGCCUACCUUUUUUUCCGCGCCGCACGUUCCUCUCGUCCCGGUGGGAAUGGAUUUCUCUGAAGAGAAAGAUGCUCUGUUGGCGGUUCCUGCGGGGCUCCGAACGCCCAGCAGCUUUUCCGGGCGCGUCUCGCAGCAGCACCGGCCGGGGGCGUUCGCGCUUAGGCCUGAAGAAGUCCCUCUCUUUGACACCCAAAUCAACUCCUUCGACGACUUUUUGCACGCUGUGGAGCAAAAAGAGCAGGAGGAGGCGACGCGCACCUUUCUCGACAUCUGCGGCGCGUCGGAGCGCGAAGGCGGCAGCGGCGACAACCCGGGGCCGAAGCUCGACGAUGAGCUCCGCCCUUGUUCCUUGUGCAAACGGAGUUUUGCUGCCUGGAGGCUGCCCCGACACGUCCAGGCGUGCGCUCGUGCGCGGGACGCGCGUCUGGCCUUUCUGCGUCGGCAACGCGCCCAAAAUCCUCGAGCGUCGAAGCCUGCGGGCUCUUCUGGAUCGGAGGCCGCUUCGCUGCAUGAGCAUGGCAAGAAAGCGAGGAGCACUGGCUCUGCUGCGCUCGCCGUUCCCCCACAAGGAAACUCGCAAGCUGGUCUGCGGCCGGUGUCCAUCCAGCCGAGCGAGGCAGCCGCCGCCGACCCCGCACAAUCUGGAGAUUUUCCGGUUCCCUCGGGGCGCACUUCCGUGCUCGUGGAGGCUGUCCAACAGCUGACGAGCUCCAGUGAGAGGGAGGCUGAAAGGUCGGCGGAGGACGACGCAAGAAGGGAAGCUGAGCGAGGCAGUCGCGAGGGAAAUGAAGGCCUCGUGGGCCGCGCGGUCCAAGAUCCGACUGCGGCGGCCACCUGCGAAGCGUUUGGGCCGCAGGCAGACGGAGACAAAUGCGAAGAGGACUGUGAGGCAGAAGAGACAGAGAGAGUCGGCGAGGCACUCGCGUGUGCGUCUUUCGAGGCAGAGGACUUGCUGGACCGCGCGACACUCCCUGGGUCCGCGGGAUCGUCAGGAACUGCAUGCAACCGCGGCACCGUUUUCGGCGCGGUCUCGUCGGCCUGCUUCGCUUCGAGGGAGGCGUCUCGCUCAGUUUCCCCCACAGAAGGCGACAGGCAAGGGGCGAGCCUCUGUGUGUCAGAAGACUCUCAAUUAGGCGGCACUGGAGACGCCACAGUGCCUCGAGGCGAGGACUCGGCUUCCGAGGAAAUCGACCUUGCGGCGCCGGUCCUCUUGCUUCCUUCCCAGACCGACAACGGCCCCCCAGUGGCAGUCACCGUUUUCGCCCGUUCGUCCGCUCCUCUGUCUUCGCUGUCCGCCUCAGUUUCUUCCGACGGCGAGAGCGGAGGCCCGCAGGCUCCCCAGUGCUCGGAGAGGCUGUCCCCGCCGCAGUCUGGGGCGGGACGCGCGCAGACUGCCUCGGGCAGCGCGGCCGAGGGGAGGUUUCUCGAGGAGGCGACCGAGCUGUCGCUGCCGCAUUUCUUGGACGUCCAGGCGACGCUCGCCGUUUUGCCGCUACCCUGGGAGGUGGAAGGCGAGCGGUGGGAGCCUGAGGAGCUGGAAACGAAGGUGUGCACGGAGGAGGACGAGACAGAUCUCGCGAUGCUCCAUUCACCGAAGAUGCACGGAGGAGAGGGCCUUUCUCUUUCGCUCAGAGGUUCGGCAAAAGUCGUCUGCUCUUCUUCCCAUAGCUGCACUCCGCCUUCUCGUUCCCCGUCGGAGGCCUCUCGCCAGGCGUCUCGACUGUCCUCGUCUUCGCCCACAGAUGGCGACAAGUCUCCGGGAAAAAAAGCGAGUUCGGCGAGUGCAGCACCGGCCCCCCUCAGACGGGGCGAAGCGAGGAGGAGCGAAGAACCUGCGACGAAUCUUGCCGGCGCGACGGAAUCCGUUCCGAGAAAAAGUUCUAAGCCGCAGAGGGCCACAGCCCCCACGAGCCCGCGCACGCAGAAGCCGGCGACUCACGUGUAUUCACACAACCCGACGGAACAGACGGCGAAGAGAGACGGCCUGAGGAGCGUUCGCCCCGAAGAUCGGUGGAAGAUCCAACCGACGGCAACCUGUCCCUUCUGCUCGAGAAGCUUCUGCGUCAAAAGGUACGAGGGCCACGUGCAAGUUUGCCAGCGUCUGCGCUUCACCCGGCCGGCCGGUGUCGCGAAGAAGGCGUCCGCCCAGGAAGUCAAGAGUGUUGAAGCGAAGAAAGCGAAAAGUCGCCUUCCCUCGUCGGAAUCUGCCAAGCGCAUUCCGAUAUGGAUGCGAGGAGCUGUCGCAAAGGGACAGGGUGAAGAGAAGCCGGAAGGCAAGAGAUCUGUCUCCGCGGCUGCGAGACGCGCGGACGGAGCUGGCUGCAAGGGCGGGGUCUCGGAGCGACGCGACUGCAAAGUGAGUGAAGAGAGAGACAGGGCGGCGGCAGCGAAGGAGUCCGAGAAACCGGGUCGCGCUGGGACAGAGCGCGACGGAAAAAGGCCGCUCGCGAACGGGAGAACAGAGCCGCCCAGAGACGGAGAUAGUCAUGAGAUGGAGAAACCCGAGACGGUCCCCCGAGCCGUACGAGGGGCGUCCUGUGGAGCGGCCGAACGACUCGCCGCUUCAGGUCGCAGAGAGAGUGGAGGUGGCCCCAGAGGAGACGAGCCGCAAUCGAAACGGUCUGAGGCGGCUUCGGCUGCGGAGAUGCUCGGGAACGCGUUGUUGUGUGGCACGGGAGGGCCCAAUGCUUCACCGGGCGCGAUUUCAAGCGGGGAUCCCAGUUCGCCUUCUCUGGGUCGAGCGAAACGCGAGAGUCCCCUACCCCUCGUUCCCCUCCAGCAAGGCGAUAUGUCUUUGUCGCCGUUCUCCACUGCUGCUUUGAGCGAGGCUCUCUUGGAGAUGGCGACGGAGCACCCACCAGCGGAGGCGCGGGUUGAGCAGCGGAGACACGGCAGCGCCGGAGAGAACCGCGUUCCGGGGCAGCGUCUCUCUCCUUCCGGCCUCAUCAGGGACUUGGUUUUCCAGCUGGUGAUGAUGGGAGUGCAAGCCGCGGGGGCCGAGCGUGCCGCAGAAGACUCGGGCCGCUCGCGACAGCCGAGGUCGCAAGACAGUCCCUUUGUCUCAGGUUCUCGCUCGGCGUCGGGCGCCAGAGGGUGGCCGGACCUCGUCUUUGACGUCGUGUCGCGCGUUCAAGAGAACCCAACAGACAGUGAAGCGAGCGACGAAGAGAGUUCGGGGCCCGGCCGCGCGCCGCCCCUAGGGUGGACUCGCGAACCGGAGGGAAGAAGCCUCGAGGGAGGUCAGCCAGGCGAGAGUCUUUCGGCGGGAGGCGCAGGGCUGCACUUGUGUUUAGAAGGCGCGAAGCGAGGGAGACAGACGUCGGGGUCCGUCUGGGCGACCUCUGGGCGGGAGCGGGAGUUCGCGCGGGACGGUCGCGAAAGGAACGAAGGUGCCGAGUUGAACGGCCUGCCGUGGGGGCUGUUGCCGCGGGAGCGUUCCCGCCUUCGGAAGGAGGACCAAAGAGACGCCGACUCGCGAGAAGUCGACAGCGGAUCGCGUUCUUCGUCGGUGUCCUGCGAGAUGCGUCUCGCGGGGGGCUCUUGCGAGCACAGCGUCGCCAGUCUUGUCGACAGUGCCUCGGAGUGUGUGCCGGGAGAGGCAGACAGUGAAGACGAGGCGGCUUUGCUUGGGGCCUCCCACCACAGCUUUGGGACUGCUUUUUUCGCGCCGUUUUCCUCGAAUGAAGGCCUUGUGGCGCGCCACGACUCUCGCCGGCUGACUGGCCCGGUCACCGCGAAGAGGGCCGGGACAGGAGAGCGAGGCAGCGCGGGUCUGUGGUCGAGCCGCGAAGGGAGAGGGCGGAGCUCAGACGGAGGAAAGGUGAAGAGUGCCCCAAAGUCGGUCGUGCAGAGGAAUGCGAUUCGGCGCAUUCACCAAGGCCAUGUGAGUGCCGAGACGCCGCUGGAGUCUCUGCGCGAAGAACCGAGCUCCUUCUCGCAGUCCAGUGGAGAAGACACCGACGCCGUGCUGCCUGGUCCCGAUCUAGUCCAGGGCGAUUCCAAAGGGGCCCUCAAAGAUCUCCUUCGCCGGUCUCGGAUGCUGCUCAAACAGGCGCGAGCGCUGGAACCCCCGUCUGCUGCGCAGGUGGAGCGCAGAGGAACGGGGGGAGACAUGGCGACGGACGAGACGGCGAGAGACGCACCGGAUGCGGGAAAUCGCGCGGACGGAGACGAUGCGAAGGUCUGCACACCCUCAGGAACUCUCGCGGCUUCUUGCGGGUCGCCAUCUGACCCAGUAGGGUGUUGGGAACUCCUGGAGACAGGAGCCUGGGGCAACUCACAACGCGCCUUCUCAGGUAGAGAGGAGACCGGGGCCGAGGCCUGCUCGUCGGUCGCACACUCUUCUCCGUUUCAGCAGCGGACUGUGGAAAGCGCCAGGAACGCUCCGGAAGAUCGAAGUGCGAGCGAAGACCCCGGAGGUGCUGCCGUCGACGGAGACCUGUCGGCGCGUGCACGCAGCGCAGAUUCGGAAGCAAGACGCUUCUUAGAAACAGAAAAGGGGGCGGCCAGUCGAAGCCCACAGAAGCGAGUCUCGACCGCAAGUCAUCUGCAUGCCGCGUCGCUCUCGAGGGCCGACGGCGACCGCGCAGAAGGGAAGCAAGAAGACGCUUGUGCACCUCGGAGGCUGGUCGGCGCGUCCUCAAGGCAGACGGCGUCAGGCAGCGGGGCGGGCUCUGUCCCAGAAGCGUUCGAAACGGGAGAGCUUCCGGAGAUCUCCCAGGCAGUCUCCCGCGCGGUCGAUUCGUCUCUCCCGCGUCCUGCCUUUCCCUUUUCUUCCCGCGAGGCGAGCGUGGCCUUUCCGCCGGGCUUCUCUGCUGGCGCGUGUGGGCGACCUGACAGCCGCUCCCCAUCCCGCGAAGCGUGCUGCGCGACACGAACAGGGAGUGUGCCGCCUGGAGACGAAGUUCUCCCCCGGAGACACCGGCGGCGCAUUUCGUUCGAAGAGGCGACAGAUUUUGCGGCCAGGGACCGCCCCGGUUCGCCGCCUCAGUUGAAUGGGUGCGCCGACGCGCGACUGAUCAGGGGCGGCGAAGACGAGGAAAGGAGCUUUCACCACGGGGAGGCAGGCCGACGCGCAAGAAGAGAGAUUGAGCGACAGUCCUCUGGAAGUACAAACUCUGCCUUCUCGAACUCAGGCUCAGAGUGGAGCCGACGAUCCUCCUGCGCGUCUCGCUCGUCUUCUGUCUCAUCCCAACCCGGCGAUGUGUCUCCCCCCCGUAGUUUCGUGGAGAGUCCCCCGAGAUGGUCCAGCGCCGAGCAGCCCCUGGACGUUGGUCUGCGCGAAACUGGCCACCCCCUUCUCACUUCUCGCGUUUCCAGUUUCCUCGACGAGUUUCACCAAAACUUUGGCACACCGCGGCUGCCUCGCGAAAGCAGAGAAACAGGAGGUCGGUCCCGUGCGCGAGAGAGUCUCUCUCGGUCUACGGCAACCGCUGCAGCGGCGGGGGGGGGGCAUGUCCGGCGCAGCUCUGCGGAAAGUCGACCAGAAGGCGGUGUCUCCCUUGGAGGUCGAGGGCGAGAUCACUUCCUUCCGUCGUCCUGGCAGGCUUCGCAGAUGGGAGAAACGGAGCCUCGGUCUCGAAACAGCCAGAUGGGAAGGGGACUCGUGGCAAGAGGCGAAGAACACAUCCCGGCGGCGAGGCCGCCCCAAAUGCUCGUGGGCAGCGGAUCGACCCGGAGAGAACAAGCGAAGUCUUGCACGGCGCUGGGCGCUUCCGGGGAACCUUCCGGUGGGUCACAGAAUUCCGGAGGUGGUCAGGUGCACGGAUGGCGCGCAGGGACACAAAACCUCGCACGCCCGUGUCAAGAUUCGUUGCUUGCUGGAGACAGCUCUGCAACUCUUGCUGAUGCUAACUUUGCGCUUAGAAACACAGUUGUUCCGCAGCCGUUUCAACCGCCACAGCUGGGAGGCGGGGGCAAAAGAGAAGAGAGGACAGUGCGAUACCCCGUAGCAGACCAGCAGUCCCUCACUGGAAACGAGGCCUCUCGUGCCCGAGCCGUGGGAUCCUCGCUCUUCCGGGUGGCGCCUGUCGCCAGUCAAGUCGCGCCUGUGGGAGAAGGCAGAGACGGUCAAGCGGGAAUCCCGAGGGCGGAUGUGUCGCGGGCACUCUCAGAUGUGCACGAAAGGGGGGAGCCAAUCAAGGUGUCGGCGGCGGAGCACCCGAGCGUUGUCCAUUUCCGGCUGUAUCCGGAACCGACGAAACGUGAGUUGGAUGCCAGGCACGGUUCCGCUUACAACGCCCCCCUUUCCCACUCUUCUUCCUUUCUUUCGACAGCGGCGCCGUCACGGCCCGCUGUCACGCCGGUCUGUGAAACGCGCUCGAUGUAUGGGGGGUAUCUUCCAACCUGUGUCGUACAGAACGAGACUUAUGGUGGGGAGCUCUACUCGAAACCCGGAGGACUGUCGGUAGCGGGGGGCGAGCAGAAAAGCGGGGUUCCGUCGUUCUCCAUUGCCGCCCGUUCCGUCGCUGUUCCACCCCAGCCUCUGGCUGACGUCUCGUCCAGCGCCGUCGGGAGACCGAACGAGUCUUCUCCGGCACCAGGCGCUUCCGGGUUUCUCCUUCCAAGUGACCAUGCCCCUGGCAACGCACCGGUCAUGCACUGGGAACUAAAUCUGAGGACUGGGCAGUGGCGAAGCCAGAGCGGCGAACCGCGUCGAGGGGGAUCGUCGCUCCGUGUUUCUUCCGCAGGGAACGGUGGCACGCCCAUUCCCGUUCCCGGUCGAACGCCCGAACCGCAUGCGGCGGGAGCCGGUACAAAGAGCCGUCCCCUUGGCGGAGGCUCUGAGAGCAACGAGGCAGCCAGGCACUGGAAAGGCGUGGCGAACUGCGGGACAUCCCAGCUGGUGUCCAUGGCCAGUUUGCGGACGCAGGAGGGAUUUCUGAGCGGGCGAGGCGCGCCGCAGGCGACUCUAGCCGCAGUGCGGGCCGUCAGCUCGGCGGGCGUCGCUCGGUCCAUCCCUGUGCAGGAACCUUCUCCGCUUCAGCGCCAACUUCAGCAGCGCCUGCUGGCGUCGAAGAGCAAUCGCUGGGACGUUGCAGCUUCGAGGUCGCCUCCGGAGGCGACGGGGAGCGGGAGAGGAUCCAGCGCCUGGCGGGUGCCAAAUCCAGUCGACGAACAGGAAAUGCAACGACGGAAGGAUUAUCUGCAGUGGUGCAAUCUUUCGGUAGUUUCUCAACCUAUAGUGUGUGAAAAGGCAACGGAAGCGCCGACGUCGGUGCCCUGGCCAAGAGCCCGCUUCGCGGGAGGGACGCUGAAUGCAGCGGCGGGAUGUGCGUUGCCGCAGACGUGGCAAGGCGCAGCAGGAAGCGAACAGAAAGGGACAUCCUGGCUUGGGGCGGGGGGUUCGAAAAUGCCGAGUUGGGGCGGGGCACGGCUGUCUGCUAGUCACCGGGUGUUCUUGGCAGAGCACUAA
Molecule: messenger RNA, 8439 nt
Organism: Neospora caninum
Lineage: Eukaryota; Apicomplexa; Conoidasida; Eucoccidiorida; Sarcocystidae
Exons: 5
Coding region: 1-8439 (2812 amino acids)
Source: RefSeq, a predicted model, not a curated record